Messenger RNA from Drosophila arizonae, 1179 nucleotides. Its product is annotated as putative gustatory receptor 59d pseudogene. Lineage: Eukaryota; Metazoa; Arthropoda; Insecta; Diptera; Drosophilidae. The record is from RefSeq and is a predicted model, not a curated record.
AUGGCCGACCUGAUCAGCUCACUGCUGCGAUUUGUCUACUACUACUCCAUGCUGAUGGGCGUGCUGAACUUUGGGGUCGACUGGCCCACGGGUCGAGCGCUCAUCACACGCCGAGUCUCGAUCUACGCGGCCGUGGUGAACGUGAUUACCAUUUGCAGCCUGCCCUGGCUGUGCGGCACACAGGUAAUUGACUCGCUGUGGCCGCGGACGGAGCACUUGCACGAUUACCUGUACGUGGCGAUCCAGGGCGGUCGCGUGCUCUGUGUGUGCGUGACGCUAGUGGCGCGCUGGKCGCAUCGGCAGCGGUUCAUGCGACUCGUGAACGCCUUUCAGCGCCUGGCGCAGCAGAAGCCCCGAGUGAAGCGCAUGUGGCGACGCGGCAUCAUAAGCAAAGUGCUGAGCGCGUUUCUCAUUGACCUCCUGCAGACGAUCGUCCUGCUGCAGCGAAUUUACGAGGAGUUCACCGUUGCACUGGUGCUCACGGUCCUCGUUGUGCACAUACUCUCCGUGCUCGUCAACCUGAUUAUCUCGCACUACUACUUCGGCCUGCUCAACAUCUACGCCCACUAUAUCCUACUCAACCUGGAGCUGCGCUCGGUUCUGGCCGAGGUGCGACGGCUGGAGUUUGAGUACCGCAAAGGUGUCUUUGCCAUCACGUGUUGUGCCCUGGCCGACAAGCUGGAGGCGAUAGCCGCCACCCAGUCCCAGCUGCAGAAGCUGCUGCAGAUCUUAACCAGCUGCUUCGGCCUGCAGACCGUGCUGAUCACCAUCAGCUACUACAUGGCGGGCGUGGCCAUGAUCUACUUAGCCUUCUGCGAACUGACUGGCGACAUUCGCUUGGACUGGAACGUAAGCAACUUGGUGCUGCUUAGCUUACACUUCGCCUGCUACUUCGCAGACAUUUACAUAUCGGUCAACAUAAUGUACUCCCUGCUGGAUGCACACGCCGAGAUGCUGGGCCUGCUCUCGGAGAGCACAAUCCUCGCCCCGGGCCUGGACCGGCGACUGGCGAGUGUCUUUGACAGCUUUCAGUUGCAGCUGGCGUGGAAUCCCUUGAAGUUCUCUGUGCUGGGACUCUACAACAUGGAGAAGUCGAAGGCAGUCACCUUGGCCAGCUCAGUGGUUACCAGUUCCCUGGUGCUCAUACAAAACGACUUCAAAAAUGCAUAUUUAUAUUAG